Haliotis rubra (blacklip abalone) is the source of this 5312-nucleotide messenger RNA. RefSeq lists its product as uncharacterized. The record is from RefSeq and is a predicted model, not a curated record. The transcript has 7 exons. Lineage: Eukaryota; Metazoa; Mollusca; Gastropoda; Lepetellida; Haliotidae. Bases 439 to 942 code for a protein of 167 amino acids.
GAGAUGCAAUUCCUGCCGUCCCAUGUAGAGACAGAGCUGACCAUUGGCUAGUGGGUGUAUAAAUCGGGUGGCUGGUCACAAUUCACCGACAGGGCCACACUUGGGAGGAAGAGACAGUGAAAUAUUAAUGAGCCGUGUUGAGGGAGAAGUUAGUGUAAUUAGGGCAAACUGUACAGUGUGAUGCCUGUGACAAGCAUGUUUAUAUAGACAGAAGGCUGCUCUCACCAACACAUGUGCCAUUGAUUAUCAAUAUCCGGAGUGUAUAGACUGGUGGUGGGUGAUAUGGACUCGUAUUCCCUGGCUGGGCUCAGCUAGUGUGUGUCAUGACUAGGAUAUACAUUACUAUGGGACUUGCUGUUGAUGGAUAUAGACGGUGAAACAGACUGUUGAUUAGUAAGACUGUGUCUGCUGCCACCAGGGGGUGCCACUGCCGCCUCCAUGUGGUUGCUACCCGAGCCUACCAUGGGCUACGGAAGGAGUAAGCAUAGCUCCAAAAACAGCUCCGAUGACUCCGCCGACCGAGAAGUAAAACAAGCGCAGAAACUACUCGCAAAGACAGACAAGAGCAAUAAAAUAGGCGACAAGAAGGAGAAUGAAGACCCUAUUCGUACAAACACGGUCAAGAAUGGAGGCAGCAAGAGAGAGAGGGCGGCGAGGAAACAAGAAGAAAAGUUGACGUUAUCCCCCCUCAAAUCAGCAAACACAAACUUUGUAAAUAAUGGAACCGUGAAUGUUUCAAAUACACGAGAUGUGCAAGACAGUCAUAAAAGUGACAAGUUUAUGGAGAGUCGAACACGGACAUCCUUCAAGGACAGGCCGGCACCAGGCAAUCCUCAAAAUGUGCAAAAUCUUACAACUAGUCAAAUAGAAUUUUUCAAAAUGCUGGAUGAAAAAAUAGAACAAGGAAGAGACUACUAUGUGGAGGAAUCCUCUGAAGACUGACCUCAACCCUCCACCCAUCUCAUUGAGUAAUGGACUCUCCCAUCCUGCCAGCUAUCCCACAUGCAACAUUGUUUGACAGCCAUGGUACAACAAUGUUUCAGUUUAAAAUCAACAUUGUUACAUCAGAUACUGUUUUGACAGCCAUGGUACAACAAUGUUACAGAAGUGUUUCAACAAUGUUAUGUUAGAAGUACAACAUUGUUAUUCAGAUAUUAUGAGACUGACCUGGUAAAACAAUGUUACAGAAGUGGUUCAACAUUGUUACAGCUGUGUUACACUGUUGCAUCUCCUCGACAAGUGUGGUUCUCCACCAUAUGCUCAGACUCUUCUCAUGUUUCCAUGGACAGUGUCUCUUAACCACAUGUUCUUAUUCCUUGAUUACUCACACUGACUCAACAGGAUGGAAGAAUCGGCUUGAAUGUGCUGCAAGAUUGUCAUCAAGAUUUCUCAGGAUUAUGGAUGGAAACAAAUGUACAAGUGUCCGAUCUAAGAUUUGAGGCCACUGUUCCUGUGAUAUUAAUCCAUACAUUUGUUUAUUAUCCUUUAAUUCGGUAGAAUAGUUCUGCAAGAAUAUUUUUUGUGGAACUCUUGUAGUGAAUAUGCUAUCAUUUCAUUUAGACUGUUUGCAUUACUGAAAACAAUGUUCAUGUUAUGUAUACAAGGGCUUAAUCAAAAGGUAUAUAGAAUUCUGGUAAUUCAUGUAGAAGAUUCCAAGCUUACUGUUUUCCCACAGUCAGCUGUGGGACUGGAGUAAUAAUUAUGAAUUUGCUUUUCUAAAUAUUUAUUGUUAGAUGUAACUCUGUACCUGACCAGCCUUGGUGACCAGCCUUGGUACUUGUGUAAGGUUAUUGAUCUUUGGAAAAUAGUUUAUGAUAACUUGAUACUCAAUGAAUAUUUUAAAUAAGAAUGACAAAGCAACAAAUGCAAUAUUGUUGGGGUUUUUUUGGUCUAAACUGGAAAGUGUUUAUGAUCUUAAAACAUGUCCAGAUAAUAGGGUACCAUAACAGAACUGAAAUAUUAAGAUGUAAACCAUACACGAACACAAUAUAUCAGAAACGAGGUUUUUUUCCUGAUAAAAGUAGAAAAAAACAUAUGGUUGCUGGUUUUGUCCAAGCCUGAAUUGUCUGUAGAGUAGCCAUAAAAAUUGUCAGUAACAGCAACUUAAUUAGAUUGGGUUUUUGUGAAUCUUGGAAAGGGGAUUUCUUCUACCAAUUAGCUUGUGACAAACAAUGUUUUUCAUUGAUGAAUUUUGACAUUAUUUACAAAACCUUAACGUGAAACUAAAAUUGUGACACAUCAGGCUGAAACACACACAAAAGCACCUUAUCUCCAAACAUUCAGCAAAUAAAUAAGUCGUUGUUUGCCGCCAUUUAGCAAACCUGUGUUUUAGUCCUGCCCAAAUAUAUCUUCUCUGAGUGAGGUAUUUGACAAUAUGUUGGAUGUUUGGAUGAAAAUUGCAAAAUGAUGUAUACCCAGUGAACAAAUUCUUCAAACAUGAGUAAAUAAAUGUUGUGUUUUGUUAAAAUUUAUUGCAAAAUAUAUUUGACAGCCACUGAAGGGUGAAAAAGAGAAAAUUAAAGGUUGAUAGAAUAUACUAGAUAGCAACAUCUUCAUUGGUUGAGUCUCAUGCCAUUGCUAUUUUAUCCAUAUUGAUAUGUGAUAUUAUUUAUCAACCAUUGCCACAGGGGGAGGUAACUCCUUUGAUAUUAGUUUGUUUUAUGAAGCACCUGUUGGGUACAGCAGUUUGGUAUGGUGAGAUGUUUGUAUCUGUCCGUGCACACAAGCAUUAUAGGUUAGCUGUGCAUUAUCAUUUCCCUUACGUGUUGCUUGUUAAACAGUCACAAACUGAUGAUUUAAUUAGGGUAAACAAGACCAUUAAUAGUGUUGAAGGAGCCUUUAUUACAUAUAUACAGCCUUUAUUUGCCUAAUCAAGUACAGUAUAGACUUUAAGUUGAGGGUUGGUUGGGGUGCUAUGUUCAGGCACAUCUCCUUGUUCGAAUAACUGAAAGGUGAUGUGACGUGCACUUAAGUAUCCAGUUUGAAAGUUACUGGCAAACAAGGAUAAGUUGAGCACCGACCUGGCAAUUGACCCGUAUUAGCAUGUAUGAGUGCCGCCCACUGGCGCUUGCCAUUGUUAGCGAAGGGGCUCCAGGUUGUCCAUGACCAAAUGUAGUGCGAUGGGUGAAACGCUUGGCCUGUCUCAGCAAACACCAAGUUCGACAGUUGCGAGCGGAAUCAAUUUCAUUGUCAUGCAAUGCACGUGCACAAGCCUACAUCUGCUCUACUUUUCACAAACCAAAUGGGUUUGCUCAUUGCCGCGCACCGCCUACUUCUCAUAAACGCGUUCUCUGUGCCGGUCCAACUUAUCCUUGUUUGCCAGUAAUAUGCACACAAUCGACAGGAAAAAACAUAGCAAUGUUUUCAAUAAAUUUUCUGGAUAUUUAUGUUCUAGCCAAGGACAAAAGUUUCAGAACUAUGUUCAUGGUUGAUUUGUGAACUAUUUAAUUCUUUAAGCAAAAAUACAGAUGAAAAUAAGUAUGUUAUAGAAGAAAACAUCUUUUUGAACUUAUUUCUGCUCCUGCAUGUACAAUUCUUGACUUAUAUUGUCAGUAUAUUUUAACAGACAGAAAAUGUUUAUUGUUCAAACUUGAUAGAAAAUUACUUCAUGAACUCAAAUUGAAACACCUGAGAACCAAAGGAGUUGUAUUUCAAAUGAAAAAGUAAAACGUCCUCAACUUGGAGUGUACUGCAUAAUAUUUUAUUGUAUGAGCAGUAAUAUGUUCUUUUUUGUAGCAUAAUAGUUUUAAACAAUGUGGUAAUUAUUUAUAAUCAAAGGAAGUGUCAUUAAGUUACAUUUCAAUUCAGUAUCGAUAUUAUUUAUUGGAACUGAAGCAAUAUUUGCAGUUAUUCUUUGUUCCUUUACUUAUUUUCAAAAGCAUAUAUAAAUAUUUCUAUGGCUGAAAAAAAUCAUGUGACCACAUGCUUUGAUUUACUUUUGUUGACAUGUGUCCUGUGUUAUUUAAAAAACAAAUUCAGUCAACAUAAGGAACUUGUGCCAAAAAAAGGUUUUUCACUGUUUUGCAUAAUGAGUAAUAGACAUGCUGGGUAUGCUAUUGCACUGGUAUUCUGCUGGAUCAACUGAUAUUAAACAAGUAUUGAUACAAUGUACCUAGACAGCUUCAUUCAUUGGACCAUUAGUAUGCUGCAGAGUGAUACGUGGGAAUACACCAGGAUAUAAUGUGUUUAUUGUCUAUGCAUGUCAUAAAGCUGUCAUACUCUGUGGCAGCUCAUGACCAAUGUUUUACACAGUGUAGGAAUGGAAUAACACUGGAAGGAGCUCUGCAUGUGUAUCAUUCAGAUUAAGUUUGCAGUUUCUGUGUCCUACAUGGAUAUUGUAGGUAGCGAUUGACAUGUUGCAUGAUGUCAUCCGGGAUAGCAAACCGGACAGUCCUUUUGCAUAUUUAAACAACAUGGCAGACAAUUUUGAUGAAACCUUUUCCUAAUAGUGACAAGAAAUCAGGUUUAUGAAUGCCACCAUAUAUCAUCUAAUGUGAUAGACAAGUGAACUUGUGAUACCAGUGAAUCCUCCAAAUGCUGGAAGAUCUGAUCUAUGGAUGUAAGCAAACUGAACACAGAGCAGUAAAACUUUAGUAUGGUAUACUGAUGGUGUCUUAGCCAUUGAACAUGAUAUUCUUACUGAAAUGGUUAAUAGAUCAAGAAUUAGCAUACACCAAAUUGUCUGAAGAUGAGUAUUGAUGGUUCAAGCUGAAUAGGUUUCACUGUAUUGUGCCACAGUAACUGAUAAACGAUUAUUGUCCAUAUACAGAUAUGUGAUGAGACUUAGUUACUAACCAAGAUGGCGGAAUAGGAAUAACACUUUAGUACAUAGAUGACAAGGUUAGUAUCUGUUGAACGUGCAAAUAUAUAUCUGGGCAUGUGCGACUUCUGUUGUAGGGUUGAUGGGUGAUUCAAGAGAGCUCCUGCAUAAGUUUAUAUUCCUCAUCUACAAUCUGGCUACAACACUGUUGUACACUUGUAUCUUACUCAUGGGCAUCGUGUUGACAACUACGCUAAAAUGCUUUGGAAUUGCAGACAUCUGGUUUCAUGUAUUCAUUAGUAUUCAUUGAAUAAUUGCAGCAGUCAUGAGUCAUACAUAAUGGAUGAUUUUGAAAUGUCUACUAUUUCUGUAAGCAGUUAUUGCAAAAACUGGAGAUAUUUUAUUGUCAAGGGCUGUGUGCUGUAGUCCGGCUGGGAUUAGCUGGAUCAGGAUACAAGUUGCUAAUGGAUAGUCAGAGAAUAAGCGUAAUUAUUUGUUCAAAAUUGCUUUGAGCAUUUUUAUACUUAUUCAAGUUUGAUAUACUCAUGGAAAC